Molecule: messenger RNA, 1368 nt
Organism: Acanthosepion pharaonis
Lineage: Eukaryota; Metazoa; Mollusca; Cephalopoda; Sepiida; Sepiidae
Source: the annotation of a GenBank genome assembly
AUGAACCAUAUUCGAUUAUUCUUUAAACGAAUCUACUGGAGACAAAAUUUAGAAGAACUACAGAGUUUUGAUCAUCAACCAAUUUUGGGAACCAGGAAUCCAUUAUUCAUUUUCUCUUCCUCUUUCUCCUUUAUUUCUUCUUCGAAUAGUUUGUCCCCUUUUCUGUUCCUCUUUUUACUUUUUCUUAUGGAUCAUCCAAUUUUCUCUUCCCCUUUUUUUGUAUACAUUAUCUAUAUUUCUCCUCUUUUGUCUUCUUUCUCUUCUUUUUCUGAUUCUUCACACUUCUCCUCCUAUUACGUCGUUUUCUUGUUUUUUUUUUCUUCUGGUAAAUUAUCCACUUUUCUCCUACUCUUUCUUCCUAUAGCUUGUUCUCUUUUUCUUUCUUUUUUCGUAUAUUAUAUCCACUUCUUUAUUCCUUUUUCUUCAUAUAUAUUAUCCACUUUUCUCCUCGCCUUUCUUCUUCAUCUUCUUCGUAUAGAUCAUCCAUUUUUCGCCCUUCUUCUUUUUCUUCUUCUUAUUGGUUACCCACUUUUCUCUUCCUCUUUCUUCUCUCUUCUACUUCAUUUAGAUAAUGCACAUUUCUUCUCCUCUUUCUUUUUCUUCUUCUUCGUCUCGAUUAUCAACAUUUUUCUAUAUCUUUAUUCUUCUUCUUUUUCUUAUUAUUAUUAUUAUAAAAUAUCCUUUUACACACCUUCUUUCUUCUUUCUCUUCUUCUUGUUCUCAUCUUGUUCGUAUAGAUUAUCCUCUUUUCUCUUCCCUUUUCUUAUUUUUCAUCAUAUGGACUAUCCACUUUUCUCUUUCUCUUUCCUCCUCUUCUUCCCAGAGAUGAUCCACUUUUGGCUUCUUCUUCUUUUUCUUCUUUUUCUUCUUCUUCUUCAUAUAAAUUAUCCCCUUUUUACAUCCUCUUUCGUCUUUCUCUUUUUUUCUUCAUCAUAUAGAUUAUCCACUUUUCUCCUCCUCUUUUUUCUUCCUCUUCUUCUUCUUUAUUAUCUCUUUUUCUCUUUCUUUUUUCUUCGUAUUCCUUAUUCACUUUUCUCCUUCUAUUUCUUCUUUCGUCUUUAUUUUCUUUGUUUACCCCUCCUCUUUAUUUUUUUCCCUUUUUUUUCUUGCUUUAAAUCCUAUGUCCCUUCGUUGGGUUCUUUUUUCAGCUUUUAUUUCUUUUAUUUUUUUAAUUCUUUCUUUUUGUGGAAUUCAGUAACUUCCUGCUUGUUUUUCGGAUACAUUCUUUCUUUCAUCUUUUCUCACUUUCUUAACUGCUUUUUUUCCCCGGACCCAUUUUUCUUCUGUUUCUCCCCCCCCCCCGUCACGUUGUCCACAACACUUUUGGAGGGUGGAGGGAGAAAACUUCUUCACGGGCGCAAUCAUUAA